UUAGAGUAACUUUGCGUCAGUAGUAAGUUUAAAAAGGCAAAUUGUGAGAAACAGGACUAAAUAUGGAUAUUCACUUUUAUUUACAAGGGUUUGAAGCUAGUAUGAUGAACUAUGCCGGAGAUGAUCCGCUGGAUGCAUGGGAUAAGUUUGUGGAUUUUCUGGAGUGUAGACUGCCAGCAGAAGAGAAGAGUAACAUGUCUGUGGUGCUGGACCGACUGGUGCAGACAUUUCUGCAGGAGAAACGAUACUAUAACGACAUCAGAUACAUCAACCACUGCAUCAGAUGUGCAAGUUAUUAUCCAGAUCCUGUAAAACUGUACAGUUAUGUACACUCUUGUGGAAUCGGGACUCGGGCAGCCUCUCUGUACAUAUUGUGGGCUCAGCAGUGUGAGAGGAGUAACCAGCCAGCUCAGGCUGAACAGGUUUAUCAGAAAGCGCUAGAGAACCUUGCUGAACCUCUCGAAACUCUACAGGAGCAAUACAGAUUAUUCCAGAGCAGAACGGCAAAACCUCAGACGACUCAAUCAGAUCCAGUGAGGAAUCCUCUGCAGAAUUCACAGCUGGUUAAUCAGCCCCUCCGCCCCAGAGACUCCAUCCAACCGCAGUGUAAAGAACUGGAGAAUGCACAGUUACCUGCUGAAAGAACUGUUCGCAUUAUCUCUCGGUCAGAGAAUAACCCACGGCAGGGUGGCACUAGCAGCAGUAGCAGCAGUGUGACGGAGUGUGUGUCCAUGUACUGUGUGGACGAGUUAGUGUGUGAAGGAUCUGAGCUGAGCUUCGAGGAACUGAGAGCACGAAGAUACUUCACCAAACUCCGACAGCAGGAACUACAGAAGCUGCAAAAUGAGGCAUUGAGAAAGUGUGAGGAGGAAGAAGAGGAGGUGGUGAGGAUGAAAAAGCUCUUAGAGGAGCUGAAUAGCAAACUUACAGAUGAACCAGAGCAGCAGAACACAGACACACUCCUGACACAGGAGCUGCUCUGCGCACCACCACCCAGCGUCCAAAACACAGAGGAAAGUUCAACCCAAGCGUAUCACUCACAACUCUCAUCACUCUCAGCUCAGAGAACACUUCACACACUCUCCGUCAGUGCACAGAGACCUGAGGACACUCACACUCUCACUCCGAGCCCUGUGCACCCUCUUUUACAGCAGAGUGCCUGUAUGGGCAGAGAGGAACCCCACGCUGGGGGAUCGUGUGUAAGUGGAGCCCAGCAGCAGGACGCACUUGAAUGUGAAACAUUUGCACACGAAGCUGACGGAGAUGCAAACACAGAAGUAUCUCACGGAGGUUUUAAUCACUCUCAUGUCACUCCUAACACAUCGCUGGGUCUGAUCUCGGCCACUCCUUCACGAGCACUUCCUUCACCCACUGUCCACACCAGAGAGGCUCUGGAUCUGAUCAGUAACAUGUUCCAGGGACCCACUCUGCUUCACGAUACGCUGUUCAAUACCACCACCACCACCACCACCACACACCCUGCUGAGGAGGACAGCUUCGAGAGAAGCACCAGAAUUACUGGUUUUGCCCCCUCUUCGGUGAAACCCCAGUCCUCAGUGCCGUUCAUGAUCUAUCAGGAUGAAAACAAUGUGAAUAAAGGUGUGGAGCAGCCGGAGCUGAAAGUGGCCCAACCAGCAGCAGUUCGAGCACUGAGGGAGAUCUCAACUGGUAAAGCAAACGUCACACCUCCGGGGGUGGAGUCUCUUACCGAAGACAGCGCGAUGUGGGGUGCUCGCCACGCCUCCAUGGCCGCCUGCCCCAAUCACACGCGAGAUUUUGCUCUUUCCGCCCACUUGGUCUCCACUCCUCUCCACCCUGCCGCACCGUACUCCUGGGAAACACAGAUCACACAGGUAGAAAACGACCCACAAAGUUUCAAUGGAGCAGAAGAAAAUAUGUUUCAGCGCCAACCUGCCAAACUCAGUCCAAUUUUAGAGCAGAGUCCACCUGAGGACAAGCAGCAUGCAGGUGCAGAGUGCACACUUAGGGGGCAGGGUACUAUCGUGGGCGAGUGUGUGAGCCUUCCGGGACACGGCCAUAACCAGACCAACACCACCAUCAGCAGGCAGUCACUAGCACCGCUGGCCUUUCUCGAUCACAGCACAGUGCCCACAGAGGAGCUCAACAACAGCGCCCGGCCAAGCUGGAGCAUCUACCAGAGUCCUGAGAGAAACGAGUCAAGCGUGGGAAUCAAAACGGCUAAAACGGUCGGAGAGAUGAACUCAAGCAGCCUGAAUGUACUGAGAGAAGAGCAACCCCAUCAGCUCAACACCAGACCCACCUGGAACAUCUACCAAGAUAAGGAACAGAACCAGUCAGACAAUGGAAUUGAAACAGCUCAAAUGAGUUUAAUUGGAGAUGUGAACUCAACUGGACAACCAGGUAGCACAAAUGAAGAACCCAAUUUACGCAGGCUCAGUGUACUUGGAGACAUCAAAGCUGAUCAGUCCAACUCAAGUUGCCUGCCGGGUAUCUCAAGAGGAGAAACAAACACAGGCAGCAGACCUGGCUGGAGCAUCUACCAGAGUCCUGAGAGGUUCCAAUCAAAUGGAGGAAUUAAAACGGAUAGAAUUAGCUUAGCUGGAGGUGUUAACUCAAUCAGACUGCAGUCUAACUCAAACGGAGAACUCGGCUCACGCAGGCUUAGCGUAUUUCAGGGCAUCAGAGAACCGCACAACUUAAGUAACUCGAGUGAAGGGUUUAACCAGCGCCGGCUCAGUGUGUUUCAAGAGAUCCAACCUGAUCAGCCCAACUCAAGUGAGGGGCUAAAUACCAGUUCCAGGCCAAACUGGAACAUCUACCAGAGUCCAGAGAGGUCCAACUCGGAUGAAAAAAUCCAGAAGGGUGGCAGCAUAAACUCAAGUAUCUUGCAUGGUAACUCAAACCGAGAGCUUCAGUCAAACAGCAUGCUCGGAUCUGACCAGUUUAACUCAAGUAGUGUGAACCUUCUGAGAGAAUCCAGACCAGAACCAAAUGCCAGCGACAGACCGGACUGGAGCAUCUACCAGAGUCCAGACAGGACUGGAGUGAUGAACUCAAAUAAGGAGCUCAAUUCACGCAGACUUAGUGUAUUUCCAGAUACCAGACCGGAUCAGAUGAACUUAAAUGACUUGAACUCAAGCAGACUGUUAAAAUCAGACCACAUGAACUCAAGCAGCUACCAGCCAAUGGAAGUAAACCAGGAAGAUGAUCGUCUUCUACCUAAACAAUCUUUCCACCAGCGCAAAUCUCUACAUCGGCUUUCGAUAAUCCACCAACAGCUCUCCUUCACAGCUCCACAAAGCCCAAAUCAUUCUCAGAGUGCACCUCAGGACAUCCCCAUGAGUCCAGAACCAGCUCCAGGGUUUAGCUGGCUCCAGGUGGCAAGUCCUGCCAAGCUUGCCGAACCUGACCUGGACGUAAUGGCUGAGGCUCCUCCUCAAUCCUCCAGUUUUCUCAGCAGACCAAGCCGGAGCACGCACUCAGUGCCCCUUAUGGAACGGUCCGUGGCUUUGCUUUCUAACAGACGCAAGUCCGAGAAACCAAGCUUCCAUUCUUCAGGGGCUGUAGAGAAGUCCAUCAACACAAGUCCAAAUCGAGUCUCUAAUCCAAUCCAGGAUGUUCCCACGAGUCCAGAGCUAACACCCGGACUGAGCUGGAUUUGCCCAGAGAGCCCGGUCGGAGAGACUGAACCUGAUCUGGAUGUAAUGAUGACGCCACAUCAGAGCAAAUCACAUCAAGUGUCUAGAGUGAUGGAGUGUGAAGAUGUUCCCAUGAGUCCUGUACAACCUUCUGUUUCAAAAUGCUCCUCCCCAGUACUGGUGUCUGAUCCGUGGGAUGAAGAUCUAAUAGCAUCUCUGCUCUCUGGCCUGAGCACUCCUUUCUCCUCAUACCCCAACCUGAGUGUGUGGUCCCGCGCCGUUCCCUCAGUCACUCCCAAAUCGACCCUUCAGCUUGAUGAGUCUUUCCGAGUGGACUUUGUUUUGGGUCAGGGUGCGUUUGCUACCGUGUACCAAGCCACCAACCUCAGCACCUCCAGAAAACUCAUCCUGAAGGUACAGAAGCCGUCGAACCCGUGGGAGUUCUACAUCAAUGCGCAGCUGAACGCGCGUUUGGAACCCGGCGCACGUCACCUGUACAACCAGCUCCACUCGGCUCACCUGUUCACCAACGGCAGCGUUCUCAUCGGAGAACCACACACCUGUGGAACACUGCUGAAUGUGGUGAACAUGUACAAGAGCCGCAGCGAGAAGGUGAUGCCGCAGCCGCUGGUUCUUUACUUCACCGUCUGCAUCCUGAACAUGGUGGAGCGCCUACACAGCACCCGCAUCAUCCACGCAGACGUCAAACCUGAUAACUUCCUGCUCGGAGAAAGGUUUCUGGAGAAUGAGGACUUUGAUGAGGAGAACUUGGAUCACGGUUUGGUGCUGAUAGAUUUCGGACAAAGUAUCGAUAUGAGCCUGUUUCCCCACGGUACUGCCUUCACUGCCCGCUGUAUGACCUCAGGUUUUCAAUGCACAGAGAUGCUCAGCGGCCGACCGUGGACUUAUCAGACGGAUUAUUUCGGCGUGGCCGGCACCGUGCACUGCAUGCUGUUUGGAUCCUACAUGCAAGUCAGAAAUGAAGGAGGAGUUUGGAAAACUAACGGCGUCUUCAAGAGGAACCCUCACAGUGAAGUAUGGCAGGAUUUCUUCUACACCUUGUUGAACGUUCCCGAUUGCGAGUCUCUGCCGUGUUUGAGCAGUCUGCGUGAGUGUCUUACCACCACCCUGUUGGAGAACUACAGCACCAAACUGCGCAGCUUCAAGAACCGCCUGGUGGUCCAGAUCCUCGAGUCCAAAACCUCACGCAGAUAGCAUCUUCAUUACCCAAAUUUCCCUCGCUUACUACUGUACAUCUUUUCCUCAUAAAGUUCUGCUUUACCUCUUUGUUCAUUUUAUUGUUUGAAUGUUAAAUGUAAAAAAGCUGCAGUGGAAUUUCUUUGUAUAAAUUCAAUAAAUCUUUUAUCACUUUC
Trichomycterus rosablanca is the source of this 4993-nucleotide messenger RNA. It is a transcript of the gene bub1, whose product is annotated as BUB1 mitotic checkpoint serine/threonine kinase. The coding region runs from base 63 to 4835 and encodes 1590 amino acids. Lineage: Eukaryota; Metazoa; Chordata; Actinopteri; Siluriformes; Trichomycteridae. The record is from RefSeq and is a predicted model, not a curated record. Gene Ontology annotation, molecular function: protein kinase activity; ATP binding. Gene Ontology annotation, biological process: protein phosphorylation; mitotic spindle assembly checkpoint signaling; meiotic sister chromatid cohesion, centromeric. The transcript has 25 exons. Gene Ontology annotation, cellular component: nucleus.